Molecule: messenger RNA, 2655 nt
Organism: Effrenium voratum
Lineage: Eukaryota; Dinophyceae; Suessiales; Symbiodiniaceae
Source: the annotation of a GenBank genome assembly
GGUUGCAGUUGGGGUGAAGCUUACCUGAGAAUACCAUGCGCCAUGGCCCCAGCCAGCAAGAGCACAGGUCAGGAGGACUCCGGUUGGUGCUACGAGGAGACUGACAGCGAUGAAGUGGUUGACGAGCAUCGCGAGACCCUGCUGAACGAGCUGCAGCUGGCGCGGUUGGAGGAGCCGAGCACCAUUGACGGGCUGAGAGACUGGGUGUUAGAUGCCGCGCCUUUGGUAGACGAGCUCUUCCAGGCCCUUACUGCGAAGAGCAGCGGUCUACAGCGCUUCCGUGCUGUGAUUGCCGAGGCAGCGCGGAACUUGAACGAGGAGCUUUGGCAGGAGUUCUGGCGCCGCCCCUUGUCGACGACGCACAGAGAGGACAAGCUGGUCUUCAGCCGCCUACUGGCAGAUGCCGAGCCUCUUUGGCGCAAGCUCAUGGGAACGGAGGACAGGAUGUUUUCAAAGAAGCGCAGCGCUCAGGGAGAGAUAAAGGAGUACCUCUACAUCGGCACGCGGCCUAGCAGAGGCACAAAGCGCCCCAGCAGAGAAAUGGUGGAGUUCUUCCGCGAGAAAGGCUGGAGAAUUCGCGUCCAGCCGCCAGUUUCUCCAAAGCCGCUGGACCCGCAAGCUGGCGAAGAUGGCCACCCCGGCAGCCAGCUGGUGAUCGUGGAUCUCACUUUCCCUCCGGCUGGGCAGGAGUGCCCUGAGGACCAGUUGACCAACGACACGGAUUUGGAAGAGCCCUCUGAGUUGCCCUCCGACGCGCUCGACGAGAUGCCCGACGUGCAGGAAGAGAGCAGAACCAGCUCGCACGCUUCCGAGGCUCCACGCUCAAAGUCAAGCAAGAGCUCACAGCUCCCGGACCCCAUGGAAGGACUGGAGUCUUUCGAUGCCCCGAUGGUGAACCUGCCGCUUCACUGCAGCGGUUUCGGGAAGAUCGGGAUGUCGCGCAGCGAGGGAGUGCGGAGGCGGCUGCAAGCCGUCCAGGCUGCCCUCGCGCAGGGCCUCCGGUGCCUCGCGCCGGGCGGGGCCUUCGUGGUGUCCUGGUCAGGGCUUCCGGUGCAUCCCUUGGUGCCCUUUGUGGCCUCGAAGCUGCGCCCGGGCUUCCUGCGGCUCCAUGUGCUGGCACCCCCAGGGGAGAAGACGUUCGAGACCUACUUCCUGGGCGUCGAGUACAACUACGAAGGCCAUCCAUCUCGACCAGACCCAGUCCAAGAAUAUCCUCCUCCCCCGAACUCAGGCAUCGGUGGCACAGAGCCCGCAGACAUCUCCAAGUUCGACUUCCUCACCUGGCUGCGGAGCCCCUUGCGGAGCUGGUGCUCCGGCUACGACGACGCAUUGGCGUGGACCAUCUCGCAGACCCACAAGCUGGAAGAAGAGUGCCUGCCCAAGUACCAGGAGUCUGAAACGGCUCCCCGCCUGGACGCCGCCUAUGACCGUCCCUGGCUGACACAACCAGGUGAUGCCAAGAAGGCGCGCUCCGGACCCCUGGAUUCAGAGGCGCGCUGCGACGAGAUGUGGUCCAUCUACUCGGAGAAGUUGCGGCUUUUGGCUGACUCCAUCCUGGAAGAUUGCAUUCGCCCAUCCGUAUUGCCUGACAAGCCGCCCUACCGAACGAAUGCGACCACCCGCUGGGACUUGGCUGCUGCACGGGGGCCAUUGGAUCCGCACAUGAUGAGGAGCAGCUCCAAGGCCCCACGAAAGGCGUCCAAGGAGCCGCGCUCCAAGUCCAAGAGCAGCAAGGGCAAAGCGGAGAAAGAGCCGGGCAGCGCGGCGCCGACCGCGUCGCCCGCGUCGCCCGCGUCGCCGGCUGCGCCCACGGCUUCGAUGGCUUGGCCGGCUUCGCCAGCUUCGCCAGCUUCGCCAGCUUCGCCAGCUUCGCCUUUGGUUGAAACAGCUCCAGAGGUGCCAAGGGAAAGGCCGGAAGAGGCAGCAGCCGGCAAAGCAGAAGAAGCUCCUGCGGCUGGUGCGGCGGCAGAAGCAGCUCCUGCGGCUGGUGCGGCGGCAGAAGCAGCUCCUGCGGCUGGUGCUGUGGCAGGUGAACCUCCCGCGGCUGGUGCUGUGGCAGAAGCAGCUACUGCGGCAGGAGCAGCGGCUGAGCCUGCAUCAGGAAGAGGCGCAGCAAAGCCCGCCUUUGCCAGGGCGAGCAAAGAGAAGAAGCAGCCGGAGUGGUGGCAGCCACCGCGAGUACGGCCUGCACCGCUGGCUGGCCGGAAACAAGACACGAUGUGGAUGAGCUCCACUUUGGGGGGUGCCCCAGGCAUUGGGCCUGACUUUAUGGCGCUCGUGAAGCGCAGUCCCUUGCUGGGCGGGGCCUUGGAGAAGCUCAUGCAAGUCGAUGACAGGAAGGUGCUUCCGGACUUGUAUCGGGCUGCCUGGCCAUCCCCGGAGUCGUCUCCGUACCAGGCGAGGAGGCCGAUGUCAAAGAGCAGCAGCAGACCACGCAGUGCAGCAUCCUCCGCUCUGCUCUCUGAGCCCAGGCAAUCGCCGGGCCACAGCAAGCAACCGCCGGGCCUGGAGCGUUCCGCCUCCCUGCCGCGGCCGAACAGCACCUCGAGCCGGCGACGUGUCGAUGCCUUGGCUGGACCCGUGCCCACGGAAACAAGGCCGCAUUCUGCAGCGCACCUGGGCCCCAAGAAGGGGCGCAAGGGCAAACGCUGAACC